AUGGCCGCUUGGUUUGGUGACUUUUCAGCUGCUGGCUCCUUCUUUCCAUCAUCAUUGUCAAUGGAAGAUUACAUACCUAUGGACUUUCUGUCCUCUGGAACAGGGCCUACGAAACUCUCAAAGCAAUUAAACGAGCUCCUGAUGGAGCUGGUCGAAACCUCCAAGUCUAUGGGACUGGAGGACUCUGAGACCACGCUGCUGCCUCUUGAUGCUACCCAGCUCGCUCCACUCUUCACCGUCUCUAAUGUUGGCAUUUUUGUUUCAGUCUUCUUUCACUCACUCCACUGGCAUCUCCCGGUUGUGCACUUUCCUACAUUCGAUCCUGGCAAUGUUUCCAACCCACUCCUACUCUCCACAUUCUUGACAGGUGCAACGUACAGCAAUUCUCUCGACGAAGCAGUCCUGUUACUGAGACUUCUUGAUGUUGCCGAGGAGUAUAUCUUUCGAAGAGUUACUGCUCUUUCAACCCAAUCUGCUCAGUCAACCCAAGAUCCUACGAGCCAAUUGAAUACGAUUCAGCUCAUUCAAGCUGCCCUUAUUAUUGAGAUGCUUCAAUUCGGUCAAGAGAGAGUGGAAACUAGGCGUCGCAUUCGAAUUAUCCGCCAUCCAAGCUUAGUAUCUCUGAUGCGUUGCUUGGGAAUCUUCAACUUGAAGCGGUCAAAGGCCCCCACAGCCAGUGAGGGCGAUGAUUCUUUGUGGAGGUCAUUACUUGCAGAGGAAGUCUGUAUACGGCUUGCUUCAUGGGUCUUUCUUGCAGAUGGCUUUCUCACGCUGUGUUUCAAGAAUCGCCCAACGAUAUCGAUCUUCGAGCUCGACUGUUCGUUUCCUUGGAAGACAGAGCUAUGGGAGGCGGAGAAUGCGUCCACGUUUAGCCGCAUGGCUAAGGGCUAUGAAACAGAGCUACCUCUACCCUCCGUCAGGGAAGCGGUCCGGUUACUACUAGAAAGCCCGGACUCGGGACCGGUACCAUCCAGAAUAUCACUGUCAGCGGAGCAUUUACUUAUCAUGAUCUACGCGCUGAAUUCCCUCGCUUUCAUGGCCAGAGUUGAUUUCUUCGGGUCCGUACCGUUGGAGAAGAUAAGUCAUGCUGCCAAGAAUUGGAAACAGAUAUGGGAUUGGACAUCCUCAAACAACAAGCAAAAGCUCCUUUUGGGCUACCCGAAGCACGCAGAAGAACUAUGGUUAUUGCUGACUGCGACCCUUGACAUUGUCAGCCAGCGCAAGAGCCUUCCGUACCUGGACACCAACAGCGCUGCAACGGAUGAUCUGGGGAAGUUGAAAGAGUUCAUCGAAUGGUGCACUCUGUAUAUGAAGACACCAAAAGCUUCAGGCAAGGGAUGA
Molecule: messenger RNA, 1341 nt
Organism: Aspergillus mulundensis
Lineage: Eukaryota; Fungi; Ascomycota; Eurotiomycetes; Eurotiales; Aspergillaceae
Product: putative transcription factor with C2H2 and Zn(2)-Cys(6) DNA binding
Exons: 2
Coding region: 1-1341 (446 amino acids)
Biological process (GO): regulation of transcription by RNA polymerase II; DNA-templated transcription
Cellular component (GO): chromatin
Molecular function (GO): zinc ion binding; DNA-binding transcription factor activity, RNA polymerase II-specific; RNA polymerase II cis-regulatory region sequence-specific DNA binding
Source: RefSeq, a predicted model, not a curated record